This is a messenger RNA of Nelumbo nucifera (sacred lotus), 2490 nucleotides long. The record is from RefSeq and is a predicted model, not a curated record. NCBI's taxonomy places the organism in Eukaryota, Viridiplantae, Streptophyta, Magnoliopsida, Proteales, Nelumbonaceae.
AAGAGUUGAACUAAAUGACAUUGGUAAGAGAAAGAAGACGCCAGCAAGCACUCAGGCUUCCCUUACCUCCCCAGAAUCUAUCACCGUAUUUUUGUUAUCGGGUUCAGUCGCCAUCAUCACUGCUGUCAUCUUCGAUAAGGCCGGAUUCUCCCGACAUUAAGGGCCUCGCGGAGCUCGAGAAGCUGGCCGUGCUUGGCCACGGCAAUGGUGGGACUGUUUAUAAGGUUCGACAACGUCGGAGCUCUUCCAUUUAUGCGUUAAAGGUGCUGAGGUUCGACCAUGAUGCAAUUGGCAUUUGGCACCAGGCUGGUCGCGAGGCAGAGAUCCUCAAGCGGGUUGAUUCGCAGUUUGUUGUGAGGUGUCAUGGAGUGUUUGACAGUGGGACGGAUGCAGACAGCGGUGAAUUAUGCUUUGUGAUGGAGUACAUGGAAGGUGGGUCGUUGCAUGAUGUACUGAGGCUCCGCCGGAGGCUCCCGGAGAGUGUUAUCUCCGAUGUGGCCAGACGGGUCCUGGAAGGACUCAAGUAUCUGCAUGGAAUGAAGAUUGUUCACAGAGAUAUUAAGCCAUCGAAUUUGCUUAUCAAUGGCAAAGGAGAGGUCAAGAUUGCUGAUUUUGGGGUGAGCCAGGUGGUGGCGGGUUCACUUGAAGCAGGCGAUUCCUACGUAGGGACGAGCGCUUAUAUGAGUCCCGAGAGGUUCGAUUCUGAAAAGUGGAACGGAGGGCCGAACGACGAUGGGUUUGCCGGAGAUGUUUGGGCUCUUGGAGUGACAAUGCUGGAAUGCUAUAUGGGUCAUUUCCCCUUGAUUGCUCCGGGACAGAAACCUGAUUGGGCUACACUCAUGUGUGCCAUAUGCUUCGGUGAGCCACCCAAGUUGGUGGAGACGGCAUCGCCGGACUUUGAGAGCUUCAUCCAGCGAUGUCUGGAGAAGGAUUGGAGAAACAGAGGGACGGUCUUGGAGCUCCUGAGUCACCCUUUUGUGACCAAGCGUUGCACUUCCGCAGGAGGUCUGGUUGGUUUUCCUGAUUGAGACGAGUUAUAAUUUUCCUUUAUUUUAUCCUUCUUUCUUUUUCACAAUCUUUUUUGCAUUUUUUGGGCAGUUCCUUGGGUAGGUCAGGUCGUCAAUUUAGACAUCUGGAGAUCUUUUCAAUUCUCUUUCUGCAAAUUAAACUACAACAGAAAAAAAGGGUGAAAAAUCAUAAAAAUAAAACAGGAAAAAAGAAGAAAAAAGGGAAAUGGCUCUUAUUUCUGAUGUAGAUUGAUUGAGUGCAUCAAUUUCUUCUAUGAAGGUCUCCAUGAAUCUGAUAGACUGGUUACCUGAUGGGACUGUGGGAAGAAGAAAUGAUGUAUAUUCAUAUGGGGGGUUCGCAUCCGCCCCCCACAACUUUGCCCCCCAAAAACGUCCCACGCGCUGUGAGUGCGCCGCGUGUCCUCCCACACGCGGAUUAGAGGGACUCUUGCGGAGCUAACCGUGUGUCCUCUCGCCCAAAAGGUCAUCCUUCUCAUUUCAGAACACUUCAACCCUUUGAGCUCCGCUGGUCGACGCGCUCACUUCAACCUUCCACCUUCUGCUCUCAGAACUGAAAUCCGCCGGAGAUUGCACCCCUUUGAAUUCCGCCGGUCGACGCCGACGACCGUUUCGAAAGCGAAGCAUUUUUAACAGCGAGAAACGACGAAGAAGAUGUCCACUCAAACGCCUUGUUACAGGUCCCUUGUUAUAUCCAUUUUCUCAGUUUUCAUGAACCCAUUUUGCCUUCUUCAAAACCCACAUAAUCAAUCAAAAACAACCAAUUUGUUAUUUGAAAAAAAAAUAGAUUUUUCUUUCGAGUAGGCGAAGAUAGUUUAAAUUGAUUGAAAGGGGAGUCUUUGAUGCCGUUAUUCUGUGCAAGGCACGCAACACAACUCCCACAUAAUUUGGUAGUGAGAAGAAAGAAUCUCACAUCCAAGCAUGUAGGCGUUCUGCAAUUAUCCAGUAGUAAAUGCUGCCUAGCCGCCUCUUCCAGCAAGGUGGGUCUCUCAGAAAACGCUGCUUCUCUUUCGGGUUUUCAUCGAACUUCUCCAUCGAUCAUGGAGGACGAAAAGUUGGGGAUUAUAUCCUCUGAAACAGAGGAAUAUUCAACAGAAUUGGAUGUUGCUGUUAGAAUCGUCCAAAUGGCUUGCUUUCUCUGUCAGAGGGUGCAGGAGAGCUUGAUUUCCAAGGGCAAUAAUCAGGUUAAAUCAAAAGAUGAUAAUUCUCCGGUCACAGUUGCAGGAAAUGGUUCUGCUGCUAAACAUGAAAAUUUGUUAUUCCUCCGAGGGACUGAGGGUAUGGGUUCCGUUUCGUUUUCUAGAAGCCACAUCUUGAAUUUGUUGGCUGGUUUUGGUUUGGUUUACAACUGAAGUCUGGGAGAUUUUACCAACAAAGGUAGAUUUUUGGUUUUGGUCAAUGGAAGAGAUAGAGUUGCAGAUGUUGCAGCGGUUCUGACUUGUUGGCGUCGACCGGCGGAACUGGA